AUGGCAGUAGAGAACAAGCCACCUGUUGCCCAGACCAUUGCCGCGGACGAGUGCCGACACGACUUUGCCAUCGAGCUCGGCGAGAUAGAGAGACAGGAGGGUGCGGAUGACCAGAAAGGCCCUGUGGGAGACGAUGAGUCUCAGCUCUUUUCAACUACUGUUCGCACCCUCCGACGCCUGCUGCACCCACCGGGCCUGGAGAUGGUCCUGGGGAUUGCCCACUGGGAACCAGGGAAGGCACUAUCACCGCCCACAAGGUAUAGGUAUUGUAGCCAAGCAGGUAUUGUUUUGCUGGCAAACGCAGAGAACUAA
Molecule: messenger RNA, 312 nt
Organism: Fonsecaea erecta
Lineage: Eukaryota; Fungi; Ascomycota; Eurotiomycetes; Chaetothyriales; Herpotrichiellaceae
Exons: 1
Coding region: 1-312 (103 amino acids)
Source: RefSeq, a predicted model, not a curated record